GUAACUCGUAAUUUCUAUAAAUCAGUCUGCUUCAAAAAGGCAUUCGCGAAUUAGUGGCAAAAUGUUGAAGAUUACUUGUAAAAUGUUUAUUGUUUUAUCUUUGUGGUUUUUAUUGGCGAAUAAUAUAACAAAUGCCGGAAGAAUACUUGUAAUUAUACCUACACCUCUUUAUAGUCAUCAACUAGUUUUCCAGUCGUUGUGUUUAGCCUUAAACAGACGCGGACACGAACUGGUUGUAGUAACUCCACAAUCGAUAAAAGAUUCGACAUUAACAAACUAUACAGAAAUAGAAUUGCCGCCUUUAGAUUACUUGAUAAAACAAUAUAAAGAAAACGUACAACGACAAGUAUCAAUAACCGACUUACUCAAGUUCGGAUGGACAUUAACAUAUAAAAUGAGCAUAAUCAUAUUUGAUAACCCAAAAUUGAAAAAACUUUAUCAUAGUAAUAGCAAUGAAAAGUUCGACGCGGUUAUUCUAGAGUCAAUAGCUUAUCCGUCAUUAUCUAUUAUGUCGUAUAGAUUUAACGCGCCUCUUAUAGGAAUUAUAUCCAUGGGCAUACACAAUUAUCAUCGAUAUGUUUUUGGCAGUCCUUUACACCCAUCUCAUUUGUCAAAUUGGGAAAUAAAUGAGCUAACUGAGGAAAAUCCGUCGAUUUGGCAAAGACUGUGGAACUUUAUCGAAACGUGGGGUUUUAUCCAUUAUUGGAUUAAUGAUUUUAUAACGAUGGAACAAGAAAUCGUUAAAAAAUGUUUUGGAAACGAUGCACCAUACAUCGUCGAUAUAAUAAAGAAUAUGAGUUUGCUAUUAGUUAACGAGAAUCCAGUACUCACAUAUCCUAGACCCGAGCAGUCAAAUGCAGUAUUUUUUUAUGGUAUCCACAUACAGAAAACGCCACCAUCUUUACCAAAAGACUUAGGACAAUUCCUAGAUAACGCAAUGGAAGGAUUUAUUUACGUGAGUCUUGGAACUGUUACCACCUGCCACACUUUACCGAAAAAAACGCUGAGGAACUUCGUUGAAGUGUUUUCGAAGUUACCUUAUAAAAUAGUUUGGAAAUUCGAGUGCGAUGAGUUACCGGGAAAGCUCGAUAAUGCAUUUAUCUCAAAAUGGUUUUUACAGCAAAGCGUACUCGCUCAUCCGAACAUCAAGCUGUUUAUUUAUCAAGGGGGAGCCCAAAGUACCGACGAAGCUGUCCAUUAUGCAGUUCCACUUUUAGGAAUUCCGAGUAUGUCCGAACAAGAAAAUCGAGUUCGGCGAUUGGUCUCGUUGGGCGUCGCAAUAAGUAUUAAAUUAAAUGAAUUAACUCAAAAUCGUCUUAAUAAUGCUAUUCAUCAAAUCCUCAACGAUAAAAGUUACAAAGAAAAAAUGAUGCGUGUAAGUUCUCUCUCCAAGGAUCAACCAUAUAACAGCACUGAGAAUGUAAUAUGGUGGAUAGAAUAUGUAAUGCGUCACAAAGAAGCAAAUCAUCUUCGAUUUAGUGACAGCGAUAAACCAUGGUAUCAACGUUACGAUAUGGAUAUUAUUGCAUUGUUCGCCAUAGUAUUAUUUGUAAUAGAAUGUAUAAUUGCAUUGAUUAUCAUCCAGAUUAUACGUAUUAUCUUAAACAAUACUGCACUUUAUUCCUAUCGCAAAUCUUGA
This is a messenger RNA of Trachymyrmex septentrionalis, 1639 nucleotides long. Its product is annotated as UDP-glucuronosyltransferase 1-9-like. Gene Ontology annotation, molecular function: UDP-glycosyltransferase activity. The coding region runs from base 62 to 1639 and encodes 525 amino acids. Lineage: Eukaryota; Metazoa; Arthropoda; Insecta; Hymenoptera; Formicidae. The transcript has 5 exons. The record is from RefSeq and is a predicted model, not a curated record.